Molecule: messenger RNA, 1497 nt
Organism: Acanthamoeba castellanii str. Neff
Lineage: Eukaryota; Discosea; Longamoebia; Acanthamoebidae
Product: RNA recognition motif domain containing protein
Exons: 9
Coding region: 1-1497 (498 amino acids)
Biological process (GO): regulation of miRNA-mediated gene silencing; spermatogenesis; negative regulation of DNA-templated transcription
Cellular component (GO): nucleus; P granule
Molecular function (GO): sequence-specific DNA binding; RNA binding
Source: RefSeq, a predicted model, not a curated record
AUGGAGAAGCAUCCGCCCAUGAUGAUGGUGGAGAACCUGGCACAUGAGGCCACCAAUCAGAUGUUGCGCGACCUCUUUGCCGAAUUUAAUCCCAGGAGGGUUCGCAUCGUCUACCGCAACAGCAUGCCCAAAGGGUUCGCUGGGCUCGAGUUCGAGAGGGAGGACCAGGCCUUGGCCGCCUGUCGGCAGCGUAGCGGAGCACUCGUUCUGGGCCGGCCCAUCACGUGCAGGAUGGCCGAGCCCAGGGACCUCUCGUGGUUCGAGAACCCGAAGGUGGUCAAGCGUAGGCGCGAGCAGAGCAAGUGGGAUCAGGAGUGGGACCGAGGCGGCGGCGGCGACACGAGGCGGCGGGACAGCGGCGACUACAAUCCCAACUUCCCCACGUCCGCACCACCGCAACAGCAGAUGGGACCCGGCGGACCAAUGAACCAGGAGAUCCUCGCACAUCAAAUCAUGAACACGUUGUCAUCGAUCGGAAUGGGCGGGCCGCCACCGAUGGGCGGGCCGGGACCCAGGAUGGGUGGUACGGGCAUGGCCCCACCACAAGGCGGACCCUUCGGGCCGCCCGUGGGCGGUCCACCGUCGAUCGGCGGCCUCCAGCCCGGCGGCUUCGGCAGCGCCCCCUCAGCGACCACGCCACGGCCACCGGCUAACACCACGGACAAGGAGUUUGCGCCCGACCUUAAGAGCAUUGAUAUUCGAGAGCACACGUUCUUCUUUGUCGACUUCAACCUGGCCUACGGGUCCUCGGGCAUCGAGCAGCCUAUUCCAGUCGAAAUCGCCAUCCUGGCCUUCUCCAUUGCCGCGGGCGAGAAGGCGUCGUUCCACCGGUUCGUCGACCCGGGGCAGAUUCCGCGCUGCUACCUGGCCGACACCUACUGCAACACCAACUCCGUGCACGGCAUACCCCACCACGGCUUCCACCUCGCCGAAAAGAACUACCGGCAGUUGUACAACGAGAUGACGAACUUCAUCAGCCAAUUUUUGACGGCCAGCACCCCGUUCGUGUCGAUCUAUGCCAAGGGCGCAUCCACCAAGAACGGCUGCUUCUCCUGGCUCUCCCAAAAAGCCGGCCAACCGCCGCUGUUCUGCAUCGUGCGGAACGUGGAGGAGGUGCUGGAGCACCUGCACGAGAUCGCGUCCAGCCCGGUGCCGUCGUCCUCCCUCUGCUCGCUCUUCGCCACCGACGCCGCACUCUCGCUCUCGGCCGUGUCCGCGCUGCCCGCCAAGUGCGCCUACCACGACGUCGGGGCGGCCGCCGGUGCCACGUCAGCGUUGUCCACGUCAUCAUCGUCAUCGGCGACGUCAUCGCCAGCGGGCGCCACGACCGGCGGUCAAGCUGCAGCGUCAGCGGGCGCCACGGGCUCGCCGACGCUCUCGUCCGCGUCUUCGUCGUCAAUCGUGCAGGCCACGCACAUGUGCGCGCUUUCCAAUGUCAGGCACGUCGCGGGCGUCGUUCUGGCCGAAUUCAACAAGCUCGACGUGCCCUUCAAAUAA